Molecule: messenger RNA, 618 nt
Organism: Serpula lacrymans var. lacrymans S7.9
Lineage: Eukaryota; Fungi; Basidiomycota; Agaricomycetes; Boletales; Serpulaceae
Exons: 3
Coding region: 1-618 (205 amino acids)
Source: RefSeq, a predicted model, not a curated record
AUGACUCAAUGCUCUUUCCCCGACCAUCCAAGUGGCUCUUCUGGCAAGUCACGCGCACAGUCUGUGCAAGAGAACAAUGAAAGUGUGAACCAGGAAACGCUAGAUAUCGUGCUGGCCUUACUGGCCAACCUCGAUCUCUCCAGCAUCAGUGCCAUGAGGUUGGUGUCCGCGGUGCUGGAUCACACCAAUAUUGGUGCAACUUCUGCUGCAACUGGGAGAUCUGCCCCUCCAAUGGCCACCACCCCUUUGGCGCAAGUGCCCAGCCCAGCAACGGCCACCUCCUCCCCACUAGUCUCUGCCCCGCCCUCCCCUUCGCCCGCUCGCACCCCGCCUACCCCAUCACCCACAUCUGCGGUUGGGGCUGCUCCUGCUCCUGCUCCCGUCUUAAUCCAGACCUAUCAAGGCUGGGCAUUCAAUGUGCCGGAGCCUGGGGUGCAGGGGCAAUAUUAUCUAGUGACUAGAGGUCGUCGCAUUGGUAUUUUUGUGGCCUGGCAGACCACCUCUCCCUAUGUCACUGGGGUGAGCCAUGCAACUUACACUCGCAUCUCAUCUGUAGAGGCCAGGAUAGCCGGCAUGCGGCUCGCGAUUGACAAUGGUGAGGUGGAAAUUUUGCAGUGA